AUGGGGAGGAAAAAGAUUCAGAUCACGCGGAUUAUGGAUGAACGCAACAGACAGGUGACAUUUACGAAGAGAAAGUUUGGCUUGAUGAAGAAGGCGUAUGAGCUCAGUGUGCUGUGUGACUGUGAGAUCGCCCUGAUCAUCUUCAAUAGCACCAACAAGCUGUUCCAGUACGCCAGCACAGACAUGGACAAGGUCCUGCUCAAAUACACAGAGUACAACGAGCCACACGAGAGCCGGACCAACUCUGACAUUGUGGAGACUUUGAGAAAGAAGGGCCUAAAUGGCUGUGACAGCCCAGACCCCGACGCAGACGACUCGGUCGGCCACAGCCCCGAGUCUGAGGACAAGUACAGGAAAAUAAACGACGACAUAGAUCUGAUGAUCAGCAGACAGAGACUGUGUGCUUUGAACAAGAAGGAGAACAAAGGUGGUGAGAGCCCGGAGCUCGAGCCCGCGCUCAUGCUCACUCCACGCACUGAGGAGAAAUAUAAACAGAUAAACGAGGAGUUUGAUCACAUGAUUAAAAGCCAUAAGAUACCUGCUGUGCCCCCAUCCAACUAUGACAUGCCGGUGUCCAUUCCUGUAAGCAACCAGAACAAUCUCAUCUACAGCCACCCUGGAGGUUCCCUAGGAAACCACAACCUGCUGCCCAUGACACACCAUGGACUCCAGAGAAACAGCAUGUCCCCCGGAGUGACCCACAGACCUCCCAGCGCAGGAGGCCUCAUGAGUGCUGACCUCUCCACUGGUGCAGGGACCAGUGCUGGGAAUGGAUAUGGUAACCAUCGCAACUCACCCGGUCUGCUGGUCUCACCGGGUGGGAUGAGCAAGAGCAUGCAAACCAAGUCUCCUCCGCCUAUGAACCUCGGCAUGAACAACCGCAAACCUGACCUCCGAGUGCUGAUACCUCCUGGCGCCAAGAACAACAUGCCCUCUAUUAAUCAAAGAAUAAACAACUCUCAGUCUGCCCAGUCAUUGGCCACUCCUGUUGUGUCAGUAGCCACUCCCACCCUACCAGGCCAAGGCAUGGGUGGCUACCCUUCAGCCAUCUCCACUUCAUAUGGUACUGAGUAUUCUCUGAAUAGUGCCGACUUGUCCUCGUUGUCCGGCUUUAACAGCGGCAGCUCCCUCCAUUUGGGAUCCAUGAGCGGGUGGCAACAGCAGCAUCUCCAGAACAUGCAGCACUCAGCUCUCAAUCAGCUGGGAAACUGCUCUAGCUCUCACUUAUGUCAGGGUUCAAAUCUGUCCCUGCCCUCUGGUCAAAGCCUGCACAUCAAGUCCGAACCUGUUUCUCCUCCUAGAGAUCGCACCAGCAGCACCCCUGGGGGUUACGGUGGCGGGGUGCUCCCCCAGAACCCGUCGGGCCGCCAGGACUCAGGGCGCUCCCCUGUUGAUAGCCUGAGCAGUUGUAGCAGCUCCCAUGAAGGUAGUGACCGCGAUGAGCACAGGAACGAGUUCCAUUCACCUCUGGGACUGGGCAGGCCCCUGGACGAGCGCGAGAGCCCAUCCAUCAAACGGGUGCGCCUCUCAGAAGGAUGGGCCACAUGA
Messenger RNA from Knipowitschia caucasica, 1548 nucleotides. NCBI's taxonomy places the organism in Eukaryota, Metazoa, Chordata, Actinopteri, Gobiiformes, Gobiidae. The record is from the annotation of a GenBank genome assembly.